UGAUCCCUUUUGGGAAAUUCUCAAAGGUUAAUUCAGUCAGCAUGACGUCUUCAAUAAUGGAUGGACUAGGUAAAGCUGUGGUGGGAGUGUGGCGGGCACAUACAGUCCUGGAUGAGUCCGAUGGCGCAGAGAGUUCCCCAGAAGCCCCCGACCGUUUCCGCAAGCUUCGCUCUUCUUCGUCACUUAACUCUUUGCGAAUGUCCUUGCGUAAACGUCUCCCACUACGUUCUGUCCAGACCACCUCUCUCCCAGAGAAUCCAACUUGGGAGACCCAGAAGGAGCAGCCAAAGCCCAACACAGUCCGCAAAAUGACUCGCAGUGCUCAGAACUCCAUCACUGGAGUAUAUCAGAGGUUGCAGAGAACCAGAGACUUUGCACGUGAGGAGUGUUUGGUAGCAACCCCGGGUCAGACAUGUGAUGAGGAAGAAGCUGGUGCAUCAACUUCUCGCACCCCAAGGCGUACACCUGUCCGAGCUGCAACACCCAGACGCACCCCCAGAUCAUCAGCCACACCCAGUCGUACCCCAGGCUCUAGAGGAAAAAGGACCCCUGAGGCUGGUGUACGAGGGGUGAAAACAGGUGGAGGCAGGAGGCAGCUGGUCCGCAUGGCUGCAUUACGAAGUCCCUUUGCCUCCCCCAACACAGAGAACCAGAGGCUAAAGUUUGACCGAGAUUUGGAUUCAGUGUCCAGUGGGAUCAGGAGGCUCAAACAUCUGUCGAAGGCCUUUGACAACAUCAUUGGCAGAGACAACGGGAACAGUACAAGGGCAUGUUCUGGAGGAGCAGUGAUGAGAAAGUUGGACCCCAGUGGUAAACUUAGUCGCUCGAACCUCACACGUCGAGCCACGAACCUCUCAACCGCACUGGGAGGUUGGACCCACACAGCUGUGAACACUAUUCGCAAACCCAACUGAACUACAUGCAUGUCUGUAUGUAAAACACAGGACCUUUUUGUAGGCAUUUAUUAUUACUAAGGUAUCACUGUUACAGGGCAGCUUGUCUUAUUUUUUUUAAAAUCUAUAUCAUGUGUAGUUUGCAAUAUUCAAAUAAUUAUUGUGUGUUUACAUGUCUCAGGUUAGCUGGUUGAGGUUAAAAACAUUCUCAAUGUAGCUACCAAAGGGAUUUCUGUAUUGUGGUGUAUGUACCUGUCAUAGCUGCUACAGCCAAAUCUUUGUCUUUGUUACAUUUUCAAAAUACUAAUAUUGUAGUUUGUAUUCUCACUCUCUGCAUAUAAACCUUUUACUAGUUUCUAAAAUGUACUGAAAUGCUGCACAAGACUAAAAUUGUAUUUGCAGAACUAACACUAAAUUUACUGACAAAGGGA
Messenger RNA from Cottoperca gobio, 1324 nucleotides. It is a transcript of the gene pimreg, whose product is annotated as PICALM interacting mitotic regulator. The coding region runs from base 42 to 914 and encodes 290 amino acids. The record is from RefSeq and is a predicted model, not a curated record. Lineage: Eukaryota; Metazoa; Chordata; Actinopteri; Perciformes; Bovichtidae. The transcript has 5 exons.